Pneumocystis murina B123 is the source of this 972-nucleotide messenger RNA. RefSeq lists its product as hypothetical. The transcript has 2 exons. Lineage: Eukaryota; Fungi; Ascomycota; Pneumocystomycetes; Pneumocystales; Pneumocystaceae. Gene Ontology annotation, molecular function: ubiquitin-protein transferase activity. The coding region runs from base 1 to 954 and encodes 317 amino acids. Gene Ontology annotation, cellular component: SUMO-targeted ubiquitin ligase complex. The record is from RefSeq and is a predicted model, not a curated record.
AUGGAAGCAUCAAGUACUUUGACUGUUUUAAAUAAUGGAAAUAACGGAAAAAAAACAAGAGUAAACGAUAUAGUAUUUCAAGAUAUGAGACUUGAACUUCCUCCUUAUAGGCCUAGAUUAGGUUCAGAAUGUUUAACACAGGGAGGAAUUCCUGUGAUUGAUUUAACAGUAGAUACACCGUCUCAAAGUGAUCAUGAUCCUGUUGAAAAUUACGGAUCUAAUGAUUUAUGGAACGGAAGAGUUAUUGAUGUUGAUAGUCUUCCAGAUCGUCAUUCAUCAUCAAGACAUUUAGAUGUUUACCAAACAUUUCCUUUUGAGUCUAUAGAUUUAGACGAUAUAUUACUUUUAAAUCAUUCUAUAUCGCAAAGCAGUAGAAACUGUCAUAUACAUUCAUUUCCUCCAACUCGGAGAGUUACACGUCAAACAACAAACCAGAUGCGUUUAUGGGAAAAUCAGUUUUUUCAAACAAAUGAUAGCUUUUUACAUGCAUUAAUAAAUCAUAUGACACCAUUAAAUACAAGGCGAGCAAAUACUUCUGUCCGUUAUUCUAGAACAUACCCUUAUUAUCUUUCAUCCCGUCAAAACUUUUCAACAACACCUAUUGAAUAUAAUUUAUUUACUGAUCAUUCUAACAUUAACGCUUUUUCAAAAAAGGAUACAUCAAUCACGCCACAUCUGCUCAAGGGAGCUCCUGAUGCGAUGAAGGGGUUUACAAGAUCGUUAAAUAAGUCACAAAAACUCGUUUGUCCAAAUUGUAUUGAUGAAUUAGGCGUUUCUGAUGAUUUUGUAAAAAGAAGUAUUUGGAUGGGAAAAUGUGGUCAUAUUUAUUGUGGUGACUGUGCAAAACUUUUUAAAUCAAUGAAAUCAAAAGGUCCUCACUCAGCUAUCUGUCCUGUUAAACAUUGUAAUAAAGUGAUUACUGGAAAUCAUAAUUUACGGGAAAUUUAUGUAUAAUCUUAAAUUAGAAAUUGG